AUGGAAGGAAGUAAAGAUUAUGAAUGAUCGGUGUGCCUGAAUGUUCUGGUACUCCCUGUGGCGACCAAGUGAGGCCAUGUGUUUUGUAAGUACUGUAUACAUGGGUAUUUGGAAACUAGUGCGAAGAAACAGUGUCCUAUGUGAAGAACUCCGCUCAGACCGACUCAUUUUCAUCCGAAAGUUAUUAAGAGCAAGUGGGAAGAGAUACAGUCUAUGUACCCAGAAGAGAUAAAAGAUCGAUAUGAAGCAGUUAGAGAAAAGGAAGAGGAGGAAAAUAAAAAUAUGACUGUAUGGCUCAAAUUUGGAAAUACUUAUGAAGAGCUUAAAGAGUUUACCUCUCGAGGAGUCAUAGAUUUUAAACACAAAUGGUCUCUAUAUGUUCAACUUCAGAACAAAAAGAUAGAUCCUAAAUGUAUAAUUAAAAAGGUAGAAUUUGACUUAGAAGAUCCGUCUGGAACUACAACAAUUAAGAAAAACUUUCCGCCUUAUCGAUACAACUGAAUUGGAUAUGGAACUUUUUCAACUCCAAUUACGAUCACAUUCCAAUUUUGGACUAAACUCGAACCAAUGAAGAUUGAUCACUUCUUAUCGUUCGAAAAAGGUGGACUGAAUCGAUCGGUAGCAAUUAAGCUGGAUAAAGAGAUGUAUAAAUUAAAGGUAAAAGCAGCAGAUCCUCAUCAGAAAUUUUAG
Messenger RNA from Moneuplotes crassus, 690 nucleotides. The record is from the annotation of a GenBank genome assembly. Lineage: Eukaryota; Ciliophora; Spirotrichea; Euplotida; Euplotidae.